This is a messenger RNA of Lodderomyces theae, 1203 nucleotides long. RefSeq names its product S1 family peptidase. Gene Ontology annotation, molecular function: serine-type endopeptidase activity. NCBI's taxonomy places the organism in Eukaryota, Fungi, Ascomycota, Pichiomycetes, Serinales, Debaryomycetaceae. The transcript has a single exon. The record is from RefSeq and is a predicted model, not a curated record. Bases 1 to 1203 code for a protein of 400 amino acids. Gene Ontology annotation, cellular component: peroxisome. Gene Ontology annotation, biological process: regulation of fatty acid beta-oxidation; protein processing.
AUGAGAUCAUCAUCUUCAAUCUUGUACAAGACUCUUUCAUCAACCACACUUGCGAAAUUGCUCAAUUUACCUCGACUAGCAGCAUCCAAGAUAUCAGCCUCAAAUGGGCGGAAAUCAGUCUUGCCAUUGAUCAUCAAUGCGUCAAAUCGACGUACGUGGGGAUCAUGCAUAUUCUACAAAGACAAUUUACUCAUUACAAAUAGCCAUGUCGUGGCGCCACUUUUCCAAAACCCACACUCCUCAUUGAAAUCUAAAUCGAGGUCUAAAUCCAAACCAACUCUCAAUCUACGCCAAAACUCGUCGCACUCGCCGAUUUCAAACUCAGAUAGCGCAACUGUAUUAAUCACCAAUCAAGGAGACUCAAUUCAGAUUAAAUUACCAUUGGAAAAACACAUAAUCAUUCCUCAUCCGGAUUUGGAUCUUGCGUUUAUGCAAAUUGACCAAACUGCAUCGACAAUGUUGUUUGAGAAUGGAUUCCGAGCAGUAACUUCAAGCAACAACCACAACAACGGUAACAACGGUAACAAGGAUAGUGACGACGGCAAAGACAAUGACAAUGACAUAUACGCCAAACCAGAUAUUUUUAGUGAAGGAAGCCCAGUAUAUACCCAAUCCUAUGGACUUUUCUUCAACCCAGUGGAUUUGCAACCAUUGAUAUCUCACGGUAUUGUCAAUUGCACAUACAAACACCAAUUAAAGACUACAGCGACAACGGACAAUGGGACUGGGACCAUUCCGUCAUUGAUCAUUGUUUCUGCAUCAUGUUUCAAUGGGAGUUCUGGCGGUGGAGUAUUCUCAACAACUAAUGAUCGAUUAAUAGGUAUGAUUUGCUCAAAUGCGAAAGUCUACAAGCCAGUUCCCAAGACUGAAAUCGACCUACAACAGCAGCAACAGCAACAGCAACAGCAACAGCAACAACAAAAGCACAACCGGCCUAGUACCCAAGAAACUGAGAAAUUAACCACGUUCACAUUCGUCUUGCCUAUACAAAUCAUAGAUUACUGCUACCAGCAAAUAUACAACAAAACAAGCGUCGCAAUAAAGACAAUUGACAAUGACGUUCAAAAAUUUGAUCAAGAACAGGUUUUAGUUGAUCUCGAUUCCAAGAUGCUUGAUUUAUGGAAAUUGAAACCGUUUCAUAAAGAUGUUUACAUUGAGUCGACGGUGCCGACAACUACUCAAACACCAAAAGCGAAAUUGUAA